AUGGGGUCGUCAUUUCCAUCUUUUCAGUCAUUCUACCAGCACGAGGUGUCCCAGGAUGCAGAUUGCCCCCAGCACCAGAAGUGUCACACCGGCGAUGGCUUCACAGGACAAGAGAUCUCUCUUGCGCUGGACCCUGUCUCAAAGUCAUGGAGUCCUAAUAAAUCCUACCACAAGCAAGCCAUUUCUCUUCUCAAAACAGGACCAGGCUACUGGGAGAUCACGGGAAGAAUCGUCAACUUUAUACGACCAGGCAAACGAAGCAAUCCGCAGCUGUCUACACAACAUCAAUGUCUCAUAUUAUUGAGUGACGAAACUGGUGUAUUAUCUGUGAGAAUGGUAUACCCCAAGCCCUUCGAUUUUGAUUUCAUCUUCGGCCAACGAAUCACAAUCUAUACGACGUCCAUCACAAGCUCUUAUGAUUCGGAGCCCGGAGAUAUUCCUCAUGUCAACUUCUGCACCACCAUCUCUCCCGGUCGAAAUAGUGCCACGCACAUAAUCUUCCAUCAGGACACGACUUUCUCUGAUCAUACUUGCCGGACUCCUCCCCCAUUGCAUUUCCAACCUGGACUGAUGUGUUUGAGAUCAUUCAUCUCCAGUGGUUUCGAUGUCAGUGACGUUCAAAUUCUUGUCUGUGUUCGUUCUGUAGGUCCACAAAAGAACAUUCAACGAAGAAAGCGAGAAGCUACUGUUGAUUUGGUCGAGGUUGGCAUCUUUGACGAUACAGCUACAGCCGUCUUGAUACUAUGGGGCGAUCAUGCUGCUUCCGCCAAGUCGUUCAUACCGAAUCAGACACUACUAUUGAUUUCACAACCUACUUGCAACUCUAUCACCCCAAGCAGUACAAAAGGCCAGCCAGCCGCUGAAUUGAGUAUUGGAUAUAACUCCAUGGUCUUUAUUGACCCAAAGUGUCCCCAAAGCAAGUGGCUGAGCACGAGAAUCACGGAGAUAUCUCGACGAGAUAGUAUCGUAACAAUCAUUCCCGAAAGCAUCUGGGACGCUGUGGAUAUCGGCAGUAGCAGUGCCACCAGGGGAUUCCUCACAAUCGCAGAGGCUGAUGAACAAGUCCGGCAAGACCCUGGAAGAGAUUUUAUGGGUACGAUGCGCUUGGUUAUUAUGGAGGUCAACAUUAUAGCACUAUGUCGCAAAGCGAUGUUUUGUUGUGCCGAGUGGUAA
Molecule: messenger RNA, 1173 nt
Organism: Pestalotiopsis fici W106-1
Lineage: Eukaryota; Fungi; Ascomycota; Sordariomycetes; Amphisphaeriales; Sporocadaceae
Exons: 2
Coding region: 1-1173 (390 amino acids)
Biological process (GO): resolution of meiotic recombination intermediates
Molecular function (GO): single-stranded DNA 3'-5' DNA exonuclease activity; single-stranded DNA binding
Source: RefSeq, a predicted model, not a curated record